AUGUUGCUCUCCACCACCGUGGCGCGUCCCCUGCAGCUGCUCACCCGGUUCAUGCAAUGGGCCAGCGCAGUCAUCGUGAUGGGCAUCACCUCCUACUUCAUCCACCGGGGUCCGCGCGGGCAGCACAUCAUCUACGAUGAAGUUAUUUCCACCAUCUCAGUCGUCUUCUUCCUCCCGGCCUUCGUCUCGCCGUUCAUGCCCCACGCCCUGAGCAAGUUCGUCCUCGCAAUCGACGUGAUCUUCUCCUACCUAUGGCUCACCUCCUUCAUCUUCGCCGCCCAAGACUACAACUGGCACAACUGCGGCGCCAACGCGCCCCCGGGCGCCUCCUGCGCCCUAAAGAAAGCCAACGAGGCCUUCAUCUUCCUCACCUUUAUCUUCACCUUCUUCGCCAUCUUCCUCGAAGUCGGCGCCCUCUGGGCCUACCGCCGCGAGAACGCCGCCCCCGUCCGCGAGAAGAACACGGGCGGCGCCCACGGCGGGCCGGCCGAUGCGCCGCUGGCGGCGUCGGCCUAGGGCCUUCCUCCCUUCCCACUUUACUGGGGUUGAAUGUUGAAUGAAUGGACUUGGACAGCGCCGGAUUUGACACGAAUUGAAUUGAACUAAACUUGGACAGGACAGGACAGGACAGGAAUGUGCUUGCUGGUCUUGAAUGCUCUCAUCAACCGGGUUAGUCGGGUCCCUGGUGUAUGCUGCGGACCGAACUGUGCGGAUGAUGAUGUGUU
Aspergillus japonicus CBS 114.51 is the source of this 725-nucleotide messenger RNA. RefSeq lists its product as uncharacterized. Gene Ontology annotation, cellular component: membrane. Bases 1 to 516 code for a protein of 171 amino acids. The record is from RefSeq and is a predicted model, not a curated record. Lineage: Eukaryota; Fungi; Ascomycota; Eurotiomycetes; Eurotiales; Aspergillaceae. The transcript is spliced from 4 exons.